This is a messenger RNA of Eimeria mitis, 2292 nucleotides long. Its product is annotated as 50S ribosomal protein L1, putative. NCBI's taxonomy places the organism in Eukaryota, Apicomplexa, Conoidasida, Eucoccidiorida, Eimeriidae. The transcript is spliced from 6 exons. The record is from RefSeq and is a predicted model, not a curated record. The coding region runs from base 1 to 2292 and encodes 763 amino acids.
AUGGUUCGGAUCCGUCUGGGGGGGAGAGGAGCUGUCUCUCCGCUGCUGCAGCAGUAUGGGGGCCGCAGCAGUUUGCUGCAGCGGGGGCAGCAGCAUCUGCUGCUGCUGCUGCCGUUGCUGCUGCUGCUGCUGCUGCUGCUGCUGAACCCUGUUUCUCUCUGCUGCGGCUUUGCCUUCGUACCCAUACAGCAGCACGAUAGGGGGGCCCCCAGGGGCCCCCUCAUACAAAAGUGGAGGGCCCCCGAGGGGCCCCCCGUGUCUCCUUAUCAAGACACUCAGUCCCCUGCAGCAGCAGCAGCAGCAGCAGCAGCAGGGCCCCCCGUGUCUCCUUAUCAAGACACUCAGUCCCCUGCAGCAGCAGCAGCAGCAGCAGCAGCAGCAACAACAGCAGCAGCAACAGCAGCAACAGCAGCAGCAUCUCUUCGUUUCCCCGCAGCAACUUAUCGGGGCCCCCCACCCCUGCGCGUUAUAAAUGGAGGAGAUGCAGCUCCUGCUGCAGCAGCAGCAGCAGCAGCACCACCGCCAGAAGCAGCAGCAGCAGCAGCAGCAGCAGCAGAAAAAGAACCAGCAGCAGCAGCAGCAGCAGCAGAGCGUCUCACUAUAGGGCAGCAACGAGCAGCAGAUAAGAAGCAGAAUUGGCACCCAACUUAUCGGGGCCCCCCACCCCUGCGCGUUAUAAAUGGGAGAGAUGCUGCUCCUGCUGCUGCUGCAGCAGCAGCAGCACCACCGCCAGAAGCAGCAGCAGCAGCAGCAGCAGCAGAAAAAGAACCAGCAGCAGCAGCAGCAGCAGCAGAGCGUCUCACAAUAGGGCAGCAACGAGCAGCAGAUAAGAAGCAGAAUUGGCAUCGUCAGUAUAUAUACGGUCCUGUGGAUCCUGCUGCUGCUGCUGCUGCUGCUGCUGCUGAGUCUGCUGCUGCUGCUGCUGCAGCAACAGCAGCAGAUGCUGCUGCUGCUGCAACCCCCGAGCUGCUGCUGCAGCUGCCGCCACACAGAAAGCCCCAAGGCCGCAGGUGGAGGCUCCUAGAGGAGCUGCAUGCAGGCGAGUCUGUGCUAGCUGCUGCUGCUGCUGCUGCUGCUGCUGCUGCUGCAGCAGCAAAGACAAAGACUGAGGAAGCAGCAGGAAGAAAAUCAGCAGCAAGAGGGGUAAAUGGAGGAGAUGCAGCUCCUGCUGCAGCAGCAGCAGCAGCAGCACCACCGCCAGAAGCAGCAGCAAAGACAAAGACUGAGGAAGCAGCAGGAAGAAAAACAGCAGCAAGACGGGGCAGCAGCAGCAGCAGCAGCAGCAGCAAUCUGCUGCUGCAGCAGCUGCAGCAAGCAGCACUCAGAGCAGCAGCAGCAAAAAUAGAAGAAGCAUUUAACCAAAUAGAAAACAGCAACAGCAGCAGCAACACAACACAAUGGGAUGGAGAAACUCCCCCUGCUGCUGCUCCUGCUGCUGCUGCUGCUGCUGCUGCUGCUGCUGCUGCUGCUGCUGCUGCUGCUGAGCUGCGGCCCCGCGUUCUCUAUGCCCGCGAGCUCCGCCGCCUGCUGCGCAACCGUGCAGCUCUCAUUGCUGCGGGGGUACUAGCAGAGGGGCCCCCCCCGGGGCCCCCCCCGGGGGCCCCCCAGGGGGCCCCCCAGGGGGCCCCCCCGGGGGGCCCCCAGGGGCCCCCCCCCUCUGCUGCUGCUGGUUCUGCUGCUACUGCUGCUCGGGGGGGGGGGGCCCUACCCCCCAGCAGCAGUUUGUUGGUUUGCCAGCUGCUAGCAACAGCAGCAUUUGACGAGACAGUGGAGGUGCAUAUACACCUGAAAAGACAGAGAAAAAAAAUAAAUACAGCAGCAGCAACAGCAGCAGCAGCAGCAGCAGCAGCAGCAAAAGGUAUUAGGGGCCCCCAAAGGGUACAGGGGUUCGUUACUCUACCCUAUGGCGUUAUUCCUUCUCUUCGGGGGCCCCCAUCUGCAGCAGCAGAAAGAGAAAACACAGCAGCAGCAGCAGCAGCAGCAGCAGCAGCACCAGCAGCAGCAGCAGCAGCAGCAGCAGCAGCAAUCAGAGGAAAAAAAAAAGGAGGGGUAUGGAGAAGGCCCAGGAUAAUUGCUGCUCUUGUUGAACCUCAUCUAGAAAAAGCUGCGAGAGAUGGCGGAGCUCGCGGGCAUAGAGAACGCGGGGCCGCAGCUCAGCAGCAGCAGCAGCAGCAGCAGCAGCAGGAGCAGCAGCAGGAGCAGCAGCAGCAGCAGCAGCAGCAGGGGGAGUUUCUUCCUCCCAUUGUGUUGUGUUGCUGCUGCUGUUUUGUUUUUGUUUUUCUAUUUGGUUAA